UACAAGGAAGAUUACAAUAAAAACGUGAAGGGUCAGUGGUGUGAGACACCCUACUUCGACAUAGCCAUUGCCAGGAUGGCUAUGGAUAACCUCAGCGAUAGAAAAUACACUCAACAUUUUGAAGAUACGAAAGACCAAAUUUAUUUCAUGCAAACGGAAACGCCUGUUUACAGCACGUGCAAGAAGGCUCGCAUUGCUGCCAGUGAGGUCCAAUACAAGAAGGAGUAUGAAAAGACGAAAGCGCAGUGUGACUACAACACGCUCCCCGCCACAGAGAAUCCACUCCUGAGACAGCUCAGAUAUGCUGGCACCAUCCUCAGUGAUAAAGUAUACAAGGCCAGCUACGAGAAGUCCAGAGGUUUCAGCAUCAACUACUGCGAUACUCCGAAGUUUCAGAUGGACUCAGUACUUAAAAAGUUCUCUGACAUCCGUUACAAAGAGAAGUAUGACAACGAGGUGAAGGGCCACUACGUUGGCAGCUAUGAAGACCUCUACAUGCUGCACUGCCAGAAAGUUGAGGAAAUGAAGAACGAGCAAUUAUAUAAGGCGGACUACGAAGAUAUAAAAACCAGAUGCUUCUUUCCUCAAACGGUUACACCUGAAUACGAAGCCCUGAAGAAGCUUCAGAAGUGUAACGAUAAAGUUUACCGGCAAAAUCCAGACACAGUGAAGUUCACGCAAGUUGACGAUUCGCCAGUCCUUGUUCAAGCCAGCAUCAACGCCAAACAGCUAAGUGACUUAAACUACAAGGCAAAGCACGAGCAGACAAAGUUCAAGUACAGUCUCCCCCCAGACUAUCCCUUCUUCAUCCAGUCCAGAGUCAACGCUUUUAACCUGAGUGAUAAUUGCUACAAGUACGAUUGGGAGAAAACCAAAGCAAAGAAGUUUGAGAUCAAGGGCGAUACCAUUUCGAUCCUCGCUGCUCGUGCUCACACAAACAUUGCCAGCGAUGUCAAGUAUAAAAAGGAAUUUGAGAAGAACAAGGGGCAGAUGGUUGGAGCCCUCAGCAUCAACGACGAUCCAAAGAUCCUGCACUCCGUUCAUGUGGCUAAAAUCCAGAGUGAUCGGGAAUACAAGAAGAACUACGAAAAAAUAAAGACCAAGUAUCAUACACCGCUUGACAUGAUAUCGGUCACCUCGGCCAAGAAAUCCCAGGCUAUUGCCAGCAUGCGCGGCUACAGGAGCAUCAGCACCAACUACUUCCUCCCUCAUGACAGCGUGCAGCUGGACCAGGCCAAGAAAGCCAACAUCAUCCAGAGUGAUAAUGACUACAAGUCUGAGUACAACAACUAUGUUAAGGGAAUGCCGUGGAUUCCGUACGGCUCCAUGGACGUGGAGAAGGCAAAGAAAGCUGCUGAGAUCCUCAACGAGAAAAAGUACAGACAGCAUCCAGACACCAUCCCAUUUACAUCUAUCGAUGACCAUCCCAUAAUGCUGCAGGCCAAAGUCAACCAGCUUCAGAGGAGCGAUUUGUUCUACAAGAGAGGACUCGAGGAGAUCCAUCAAAAAUACUCUCUGCCUCCUGACGUCCCAGAGUUCCUGCAGGCCAAAUGCAAUGCUUACAACAUCAGCCAGAACUACUACAAGUACGCCUGGCAGGAGCUGAUUGCUAAAGGCUAUGACCUGAAGCCUGAUGCUAUCCCUGUAGUAGCUGCCAAAGCAGCCAGACAUGCUGUCAGUAAUGUCCAGUACAAAAAAGCUUAUGAGAAGGCAAGAGGCCACCAUGUUGGUUUCCGCAGCCUUCAGGACGAUCCCCUCCUGGUCCACUACAUGCAGGUGGCUAAGAUACAGAGCGACAAGCUCUACAAGAAGGACUACCACAAGUCCAAGCUGAAGUAUCACACUCCAGUGGACAUGUGGAGUGUAGUUCAAGCCAAGCAGGCCUCGACUGUUCAGACUAUGAUGGGAUACAGACAGAUCCAGCACACUAAUCUGCUCCUCCCUGGUGCCAUGAACCUGGAACUGGCUCGUAACAUGCAGUUUAUCGCCAGUGACAAUGAGUACAAGAAGGAUUACGACAGCUACAUGAAGGGAAUCGGAUGGGUUCCGAUUGGUUCGCUUGAUGUGGAAAAAGCAAAAAUAGCCGGAAAAAUUUUAUGUGAGAAGCACUACCGUCAGCACCCCAGCAACUUUAAAUUCACCAAAGACAUGCAGUCGAUGGAUCUGGCUCUGUGCACUGCAAACAACCAGAUUAUGGAUAAGAAAUCCUACACAAAAGACUGGGAUAAAGACAAGACGUCAAUCCACGUCAUGCCAGAUGCUAUGGACAUUGUUCUAGCCAGGGAGAACAGGAAACACUACAGUGAGAAACUAUACAAAUUGGAUAACGAGUUAGCCAAGAAGAAGGGCCAUAAUGUUCGUGCUGAUGCUGUUGCAAUUCAGGCCGCUAAAGUCUCCUCUGUUAUUGCUAGUGACUACAAGUACAAGACAGGGUACCGUAAGCAGGUCGGUCACCACAUCGGUGCCCUCAGCAUCCGGGAUGACCCUCUGCUCAUGCUGGCUCUGAACUCGGCCAAGAUCGCCAGUGACGCUCUGUACAAGAAGGACUUCAACAAGUCCAAGACCAAGUUCCACCUGCCAGUGGACAUGUUGGCCUUUGAGCUUGCCAAGAAGAAUCAGAUUCAGGUCAACCAUGCCAAUUACAUUACACGUCUGCACAACUGGACCUGUCUGCCAGACUCAAACGAUGUGGUCCAGGCCCGACAUGCAUACAACAUACAAAGUGAUAAUAUGUAUAAGGAGGAUAUGAAGAUGAUGCAGGGCAUCGGAUGGGUGCCUAUAGGCUCACUGGAUGUUGAGAAGGCGAAGAAAGCUGCUGAGGUCCUGAGUGAGAGAAAGUACCGUCAGCAUCCAAGCAACUACAAGUUCAAAUGCACCACUGAGGACAUGCCCAUGGCACUGGCUAAGGCCAAUGCUCAAAUUAUGAACAAGAAAGCCUAUACUGAAGCCUGGGACAAAGACAAGACCAGCGUUCACGUCAUGCCUGAUGCCAUUGACGUCGUUCUGGCCAAAGCAAACAAAGUCAUCUACAGUGAGAAACUGUACAAGCAGGCGAAUGAAGACGCCAAGAAGAAAGGAUAUGACAUGCGCAAUGAUGCCAUUUCAAUUAAAGCAGCAAAAGCCUCCAGGGAUAUUGCCAGCGAUUACAAGUACAAGACAGGAUACCGUAAGCAGGUCGGUCACCACAUCGGUGCCCGCAGCGUGCAGGACGACCCUCUGCUCGUGCUGGCUCUGAACUCAGCCAAGAUCGCCAGCGAUGUUCUGUACAAGAAGGACUUCAACAAGUCCAAGACCAAGUUCCACCUGCCAGUGGACAUGCUGAUUCUUGAACUGGCCAAAAAGAACCAGAUCCAAGUCAACGACUUCAACUACAGAACCCACCUGCACCAGUGGACGUGUCUGCCGGACUCCAACGACGUGGUCCAGGCCAGGCAUGCGUAUGACCUACAGAGUGAUGCUGUGUACAAAGAGGACCUAAGGUUGAUGCAGGGUAUCGGAUGGGUGCCUAUAGGCUCACUGGAUGUCGAGAAGGCGAAGAAAGCUGCUGAGGUCCUGAGUGAGAGAAAGUAUCGUCAGCAUCCAAGCAACUUCAAAUUCAAGUGCACCUCUGAGGACAUGCCAGUAGUGCUCGCUAAGGCCAAUGCACAGAUAAUGAACAAGAAAGCCUACAUUGAAACCUGGGAGAAAGAGAAGACCAAGAUCCAUGUCAUGCCUGACGCCAUGGAUGUGCUUCUUGCCAAAGCUAACAGUUACAACUACAGCUUGAAAAGGUACAAGCAGGAAAAUGAAGACGCCAAGAAGAAGGGCUAUGACAUGCGCAACGAUGCCAUUUCAAUCAAAGCAGCAAAGGCCUCCAGGGAUAUUGCCAGCGAUUACAAGUACAAGACAGGAUACCGUAAGCAGGUCGGUCACCACAUCGGUGCCCGCAGCGUGCAGGACGACCCUCUGCUCGUGCUGGCUCUGAACUCAGCCAAGAUCGCCAGCGAUGUUCUGUACAAGAAGGACUUCAACAAGUCCAAGACCAAGUUCCACCUGCCAGUGGACAUGCUGAACCUGGAGCUGGCCAAGAAAUGCCAGAUCCAAGUCAACGACUUCAACUACAGAACCCACCUGCACCAGUGGACCUGUCUGCCGGACUCCAGUGACGUGGUCCAAGCCAGGCAUGCUUAUGACCUCCAGAGUGAUGCUGUGUACAAAGAGGACCUAAGGUUGAUGCAGGGUAUCGGAUGGGUGCCUAUAGGCUCACUGGAUGUUGAGAAGGCGAAGAAAGCUGCUGAGGUCCUGAGUGAGAGAAAGUAUCGUCAGCAUCCAAGCAACUUCAAAUUCAAGUGCACCUCUGAGGACAUGCCUGUAGUGCUGGCUAAGGCCAAUGCACAGAUAAUGAACAAGAAAGCAUACAUCGAAGCCUGGGAGAACGAGAAGACAAAGAUCCACGUCAUGCCUGAUGCUAUGGACAUUCUGUUAGCCAAAGCCAACAAUGUCAACUACAGUGUGAAAAAGUACAAGCAGGCAAAUGAGGAUUCAAAGAAGAAGGGCUACGACCUGCGUGGCGAUGCUGUAUCCGUUCUUGCAGCCAAGGCAUCUCGAGACAUUGCCAGUGAUUACAAGUACAAGACAGGAUACCGUAAGCAGGUGGGUCACCACAUCGGUGCCCGCUGUGUCCAAGAUGAUCCUCUCAUCAUGCUGGCUAUAAACUCAGCCAAGAUCUCCAGCGAUUUUCUGUACAAGAAAGACUUCAACAAGUCCAAGACCAAGUUCCACCUGCCAGUGGACAUGCUGGUUCUUGAACUGGCCAAAAAAUGCCAGAUCCAAGUCAAUGACUUCAACUACAGAACCCACCUGCACAACUGGACGUGUCUGCCGGACUCCAACGACGUGGUCCAGGCCAGAACUGCAUAUGACCUCCAGAGUGAUGCUGUCUACAAAGCUGACCUGAAGUGGCUGCAGGGUCUGGGCUGGGUCCCCAUUGGCUCACUUGAUGUGGAAAAAGCCAAGAAGGCUGGAGAGAUCUUGACUGACAGGACGUACCGCCAGCAUCCCAGCACUAUUCAUUUCACUAGCCCCAUUGACGCCAUGGAUAUUGUGCUGGCAAAGAAUAAUGCCUUGACGAUGAACAAGCGCCUCUACACAGAAGCAUGGGAGAACGAGAAGACCAAGGUGCACGUCAUGCCGGACACUCCUGAGAUUAUUCUCUCUCAACAAAAUGCUAUCAACAUGAGCAAGAAACUUUACAGACAAGGUUUUGAGGAGACCAUCAGUAAAGGCUACUUCCUUCCUCCAGACUCCGUCUCUGUCAAGGCUGCUAAAGCUUCCAGGGACAUCGUCAGCGAUUACAAGUACAAGACAGGAUACCGUAAGCAGGUUGGCCACCAUGUUGGUGCCCGCUGUGUCCAAGAUGAUCCCCUCAUCAUGCUGGCUCUGAACUCAGCCAAGAUCGCCAGUGAUGCUCUGUACAAGAAAGACUUCAACAAGUCCAAGACCAAGUUCCACCUGCCAGUGGACAUGCUGAACCUGGAGCUGGCCAAGAAAUGCCAGAUCCAAGUCAACAACUUCAACUACAGAACUCGCCUGCACCAGUGGACCUGUCUGCCGGACUCCAAUGACGUAGUCCAGGCCAGGAAAGCCUAUGAUCUUCAGAGUGAUGCUGUAUACAAAGCUGACAAGGAUGAGGUCAUUGGCGUAGGGUGGAUCCCCAUUGGUUCCCUGGAUGUGGUGAAGGCCAAGCAUGCUGCAACGAUUCUCAGCGAUCAUCUGUACAGGCUGAAACCAAACACACUGAAGUUCAAGACCGACAUGACCUCCAUGCCCAUGGUCCUAGCUAAAACUAAUGCUGAAACCAUUAAUAAGAGAAACUACAUCGCUGCAUGGGAAGCAGAUAAAAUCAAGACCCAUGUGACCCCUGACAUUCCUGAAAUAUUGCUUUCUAAAGCUAAUGCCUACAACAUCAGCAAUAAAAUCUACAGGGAGGCAGUUGAGAAGAUGUUCCGAAAGGGCUAUAAUAUGAUGCCCGAUGCUGUCUCCGUUAUUGCUGCCAAACAUGGAAGAAAUAUCAUAAGUGAUUACAAGUACAAGACAGGAUACCGUAAACAGCUUGGGCACCACAUCGGCGCCCUCAGUGUCCAGGAUGAUCCUCUCAUCGUGCUGGCUCUGCACUCAGCCAAGAUCGCCAGCGAUGUUCUGUACAAGAAGGACUUCAACAAGUCCAAGACCAAGUUCCACCUGCCUGUGGACAUGCUGAACCUGGAGCUGGCCAAGAAAUGCCAGAUCCAAGUCAACGACUUCAACUACAGAACCCACCUUCACAACUGGACCUGUCUGCCAGACUCCAACGACGUGGUCCAGGCUAGAAAGGCUUAUGACCUCCGAAGUGAUGCUGUGUACAAGGCUGACAUGGAAUGGAUCAAGGGAACUGGAUGGGUGCCGAUUGGUUCACUGGAUGUGGAGAAGGCCAAGAAAGCAGCAGAGAUCCUGACUGACAGGAAGUACCGGCAGCAUCCCAGCAAAUUCAAGUUCACUGCUAGCACAACGGACAUGCCAUAUGCCCUCGCUCAGGCUAAUGCUCAAAUCAUGAACAAGAAAGCCUACAUCGAGGCCUGGGAGAAGGACAAGACCAUGAUUCAUGUCAUGCCGGACACUCCAGAAAUCAUUCUGGCCAAACAGAAUAAACUCAACACCAGUCUGAAAUAUUAUCGUGAAGGUUUUGUUAACACCAUCAACAAGGGUUACUUCCUUCCCAAAGAUGCCGUUUCUGUUCUGGCAGCCAAAGCAUCUCGUGAUAUCGUCAGCGAUUACAAAUACAAGGCUGGUUUCCGCAAGCAGUGCGGCCAUCACAUUGGUGCCCUCAGUGUUAACGAUGACCCGCUGAUCUUGUUGGCUGCUCAUGUAGCCAAAAUCUCCAGUGACAAUGUCUAUAAGAAGGAUUUCAACAAGACCAAGACCAAGUACCACCUCCCAGUUGACAUGCUAACGAUUGAACUGGCCAAGAAGUGCCAGCAACAAGUCAAUGACUUCAACUACAGAACUCACCUUCACCAGUGGACUUGCCUGCCAGACUCCAACGAUGUGGUCCAGGCACGAAAGGUCUACGAGUUACGGAGCGACGCUGUUUACAAAGCUGAUCUGGAGUGGCUGAGAGGAUGCGGCUGGUCGCCUCAUGACUCUGUGGACGUUGUCAAAGUUAAACACGCUCAGACCGUUCUUAAUGACAGACUCUACCGCCAGCACCCGAGCACCGUCAAGUUCACCAGCGUCGCCGACCUCCCAGCUAUCGUCUUAUCCAAGCAAAACGCUGACAUCCUCAGUGACAGGAAAUAUAGGGAAGUCUGGGACAAAGACAAGCUUGUCAUACAUAUUCCACCUGACAUCCCCCCUUACGAACUGGCCAAGGCCAAUGCAAUCAACGUCAGCAGUAAGCUGUACACAAAGGCAUGGGAUGAACAAAAGGCUAAAGCUUGCAACGUCAAAGAGGACGCCAUCUCUGUUCUAAGGGCCAAAGCUUCCAGAGACAUCAUUAGCGAUUACAAGUACAAGACAGGAUACCGCAAACAGGUCGGCCACCACAUCGGCGCCCGCUGUGUCCAGGAUGAUCCCCUCAUCAUGCUGGCUAUGAACUCAGCCAAGAUCGCCAGUGAUGUUCUGUACAAGAAGGACUUCAACAAGUCCAAGACCAAGUUCCACCUGCCAGUGGACAUGCUGAACCUGGAGCUGGCCAAGAAAUGCCAGAUCCAAGUCAACGACUUCAACUACAGAACCCACCUGCACCAGUGGACCUGUCUGCCGGACUCCAAUGACGUGGUCCAGGCCAGGAAGGUUUAUGACCUCCAGAGUGAUGCGGUGUACAGAGCCGAUCUCGAGUGGAUACGUGGCUGUGGAUGGAUGCCACAUGAAUGUGUGGAUGUUAUAAAAGUGAAACACGCACAAAAGAUUCUGGCUGAUAGAGGCUACCGUGUCAAGUUGGAUGAGCAGAAAUACACGGUUCCUGUGGACAGAGUUGACCUGGCCUGUGCCAAGAACGCUGCUGACGUCUUGAACGAGGCCAAAUAUCGUGAGGCUUGGCACCAGGACAAGACCAAGUACUCCCUGGUGGACAGCCCAACUCUUGCCACAGCCAGAGAGGUGGCGAAAAACGUUCACCCGAAACUGUACACAGAAGCAUGGGACAAGGUGAAAGCCACAGGAUACUUCAUGCCUCCAGAUGCCGUCCCCAUCAAACAGUGCAUAUCUACAACCAAAGUGCAGAGUAAACAUAAGUACCUGGAGGGAUACCGCAAACAGCUCGGCCAUCACAUCGGAGCCCUCAGUGUCCUGGAUGAUCCUCUCAUCGUGCUGGCUAUGAACUCAGUCAAAAUCGCCAGCGAUGUUCUGUACAAGAAGGACUUCAACAAGUCCAAGACUAAAUUCCACCUGCCAGCUGAUAUGCUGAAUCUUGAACUGGCCAAGAAAUGCCAGAUCCAAGUGAAUGACUUCAACUACAGGACUCGCCUGCACCAGUGGACAUGUCUGCCGGACUCCAACGACGUGGUCCAGGCCAGGAAGAUUUACGAGCUCCAGAGCGAUAAUGCAUACAAGGCAGAUCUGGAAUGGAUUCGCGGUUAUGGCUGGGUGGCAGCUGACUCUGUUGAACACGUCAAAGUCAAAAAGGCUCAGGAAAUUCUCAACGAUAGGCUUUACACGAAAAAUGCCAAAGAAGGAUUUGGAAAAUUCACCCUGGUUGUGGAUCGUCCUGAGAUUGUCUUGGCAAAAGUUAACGCUGCCAACCUCAGCGAUCUGAAAUACAAAGAAAGCUUCAAUGCUGAAAAAGGUCAUUACAUUGGCUCAGAUGACACUCCUCAACUGGCUCACAGCAGAGAGAUGGCUAAGACCAUCAGCGAGAAAUUGUACAAAUCUCAAUGGGACCACUCCAAGGCAACGGGCUACCAGCUGAACCAUGAGUACAUCCCCCUGGUCAGCGGCAAAAAGGGCAGGGAGAUUGCUAGUGAUGUCAAGUACAAGAUUGCCCAUGAGAAAGCCAAAGGUCACUACAUGGCUGGAACCCUGGUGGAUUUCCCUGAGGCCGUACGCUGUGGACAGCAGGAGAAGAAUAAGCCGAUGAGGAUCUACCAGAAAGACUACCAUCAAACUAAGACAAAGGUCCACCUCCCACCUGACAUCAUCGCUAACCAGGUAGCCAAGCGGUGCCAGGACAUGUUGAGCGAUGUCCUCUACCGUACCUACCUGCACCAGUGGACUUGCCACCCAGAACAGGAGGACGCCAUUCGUGCCAGAAAAACCAACGAGAUUCUCAGUGAUGUGUUCUACAAGGAUGACUUGAACUGGAUGAAGGGUAUCGGCUGUUAUGUUUGGGAUACGCCAGAGAUUAUUCGUGCCAAGAAGUCCUACGAUCUGCAAAGUGAACAUAAAUACAGAGUGGACGCCAAGAAGGGAUUCCACAACUACUCGAUUGUGACAGACACUCCCGAGUAUGUGACUGCUGUCCUGGGUCACACCUGGGCUAGUGACUUGAACUACAGGGAGGCUUAUCACAAGGAGAAGCACUUGUAUACCACUGUUCUGGACACAGCCGAUUACGCCAGAUGCCACAACUUCAAAUUAAUCUUCAGCAACAAAAACUACACAUCUGCUUGGGAUAAAAUCAAAGCGAAGAGCUACCAAAUUCCAGCUGACUCUAAUGCACUGCAACACGCCAAACAACAAAAGAUCGUUCUCAGCAAUGUCAAGUAUAAGACGGAUUAUGAGAAGUUCAAGUCACUUUACACUCUACCCAAGUCGCUUCAAGACGAUCCUGCCACCGCCCGCUGCGUCAAAGCUGGAAAACUGGUCUUGGAUCGUCUGUACAAAGAGAACUAUGAGAAAACAAAAGCCAAGAACCACAUUCCUCCAGACAUGAUGGAGAUCCUGUCGGCCCGCAACACGCAGGCCAGCGUCAGUGGGAUCAACUACCGUAAAUAUCUGCAUCAGUGGAUUUGUCUGCCAGACAUGCAGGUGUACGUCCAAGCUCGCAAAGUCAACGAGCAGCUCAGCGACAUUUUCUACAAGGAUGAUUUGAACUAUCUGAAGGGUAUUGGUUGCUACGCCUGGGACACUCCAGAGAUCAUCCGUGUGAAACAUGCUGGUAAUCUCCAGAGUGAGAGCAAGUACCGAGCUAAAGGUAUUGAGGCGUUCAAGGACUACACUGUGGUGACGGACACGCCAGUUUAUGAGACAGCCAAGCAGAACGCCCAAAACCUGAGUGAUCUUCAUUACCGCUACGACUACAACGCUAAUGUGAAGGGCACCAACACCUCUCCUGCUGUCACCGUUGAUACAGAAAGAGUACGCCUGGUCAACUCCAUCCAGAGUGAUAAUCUGUACAAAGAGGCCAACAGAAAGUCCAUGCCCACCGGUUACUCCCUGCCUAACGACACGCCGCUCAUCAAGCAGGCUAAGAUCAACCGUGUUGUCACCAGCAAUGUAAAAUACAAGGAGGCCUACGAGAUGACGAAGGCUAAGGGCUACACUCUUCAUCCAGAGGGCGUCAACUUUGUUGGUGCGAGAAACGCUCACAAGAUCAUCAACGACCGUCUGUAUCGUGAGACGUACCACAAGCAAAAGGACAAGAUCCACUCAACUUAUGACACUCCUGACAUCAAGCAAGUCAAGAUGAACCAAAAGAACCUCAGCGAUUUGCGCUACAAGGAGAAAUACUACAACAACAAAGGCCAGCUGAUCUCUAUGCCCAUAACGCCCGAGCUCAUGCACUGUUACCACGUCAACCAGAUCACCAGCGAGCUGAAAUACAAAGAAGAUCUGAUGUGGUUUAGAGGCGUCGGCUGCUUCUUGUACGACACCCCGGAGAUGGUCCACGUGCGCAACAUCAGCAAGUUCAGAACGAGCUAUCCAGUGGAGGCCAAGAAGAACCUCACCAACUUCAGCGUGGUCCUGGACACUCCAGAGUACAAGCGUGUGACUGAGCUGAAGACUCACAUGAGUAAUAUGAUCUACAAAGCUCAGAGCAAGCAGGACAUGGCUAAAGUUUCCACCACUGUAGAUUCUGUGGACAUUAAGAGAGUCAAGUGGGCGCAGCAGCUGAUUAAUAAGUACCAGUACACAGAUCUGGCAGCAAAGGAGAGAUCUCACUUCACUCCAGAAUCUGACACUCCAAAUAAUCAGCAUGCCAGGAAGAUGAAAGUGGUCUUCAGCGAAACCAAAUACAAAGAGCAGUAUGAGAAGAUGAAGCACAGGUACACUGCCAUUGCUGAUACACCUCUCCUGAUACGUUGCAAGAAAGCGUACCUGCAGUCCAGUGAUCUGCGUUACAAGGAGACCUUUGAGCUUUCCAAGGGCCACUACCACACAGACAAGGAUGCUCUGGACAUCGUCUGCCACCGCAAGUUCACCGAUGACAUCAGCGAGGUGAAAUACAGAGAGAAGUAUAUUAACUCUCUGGGUACGUGGAAGUCCAUCCCAGACCGUCCGGAGUUCUUCUUUAGCAGAAUAGUCAACGAUAACGUCAGCAACGUCAAAUACAAAGAAGACCUGGAGUUCUUGAAGGGCAUCGGAUGUUACGCGUGGGACACUCCUGAGCUGCAGCUGGCUGACAAGAACAAGGCACUGUACAGUGAGAGACUGUACAAAGCCUCCUUUGAGAAAAACAGAGGUAACUUCAAGUACACCUGCGACACUCCGGUCUUCAAGGCUGCAAAGAACGCCUCCAUGCUCAUCAACGACAAAAGGUAUAAAUCCAGAGCAAAGGAUCUGCUCAAGAGCGGCUGCAAUGAGUUGCUCCGUCCGGACAUCCUCACAGCCCUCUGCCAGUCCAUUAUGGGCAGUAAGUGGAAGUACAGGGAGCAGUACGAGCGCGCCAAAGACAAGUUCACGUCGGUUCUGGAGACUCCCGAGUACGAAGCUCACAAACGCAGCAAGAAGAUAACGGAUAUCAUCUAUAAGAUGGAGUACAACAAAACCAAAGCAAAGGGAUACACCUUGCCUUACGACACGCCACACCAGCAGCACAUGAAGAAGGUCAAGGAGAUCACCAGCAACCUGAAGUACAAGGAGGUGUACGAGAAGAGCAAAGCCCAGAUCAACAUGGACCCCGAGGCUCAUGAGAUCCGCGCUGCCAAGGAGGCCUACAAGAACAUCAGCAACCUCGACUACAAGAAGAAGUACGAGGCGACCAAGAACAAGUGGAUCUGGACGCCCAGCAGACCAGACUUUGUCAACGCCGCCAAAAACUCCUUGCAGCAGAGCGAUGUGGAGUACAAGUACGACAAAGAGAUGAUGAAGGGUUGCGUGAUACCUGUCUCUGAAGACAUGUACACCCAACUGUACAAGAAAAACGCUGAAAUGGCCAGUCAAGUGAAGUACAAGGAAAAAUAUGAAAAGUCCAAAGGACACUACGUGCCUGUUCUGGAUACUCCUCAAAUCCUCCAUGCCAAAGCUGUGCGCGUGCUCGCUUCAGAGAGCAAAUACAAGGAGGCCAGUAAGAAGACCAUGCAGUCCGGCUCAUUCACCACCCUGCCCGAGACUCGAGACACUGCCCACAGCAGGGAGGUCAAAAAGCUUGUCAGCACGAAACAGUACAAGGCGAAGUUUGAGAAGGAGAAGGGCAAGUCAGAGUAUAACCAAAUGAUCGUGCCACCGGAUGUUCAGCAUGCCAUGGAUGUGGCGAAGAGCCAGAGCAAUGUUGCCUACAAGAAAGACGCCAAAGCUAACCUGCACUAUACCACCGUGGUCGACCGGCCUGACAUCAGGAAGGCCACGCAGGCUGCCAAACUGAUUAGUGAGAUCGGCUACCGUGAGAAAGCCCGUGAAGAGGCCAGCCGUGGGGGCUCCCUGGUUAACCGCCCAGACAUCGCUUUGGCAACGCAUGUGUCCCAGCUGACCAGCCAGGUGGAGGCCAAGGCCUCCCUCCAUGGAGCUUCUUCCUAUGACACCCCCCUGAUGCGCCACAUUAAGAAAAUGAAUGCAGUGACUAGUGAUGUGAAGUACAAGGAGAAGUUUGAUAAAGAGGUGAAAGGAAAGAAACCGCAGUUUGACCUGAAGGAGAGCAAGAUUUACAAAACUCUGAAGGAUGCUAAUGACCUGGCUAGUGAGGUGAAGUACAAGGGUGACCUGAAGAAGAUCCACAAACCUGUGACCGACAUGGCUGAGUCUCUGUCCAUGCAGCACAGCCUGAGCACCAGCAAACUGUCCAGUGACUACCGCUACAAGAAGAAAUUUGAGGAGAGUAAGGGUCACUACCACAUGAUUCCCGACACACCAGAGCAGCUUCAUCACAAGGAGGCUUCUGAACUUCAGAGCAACGUUAAAUACAAGGAGAAGUAUGAGAAAGAGAAGGGUAAACCCAUGCUGGACUUCGAGACACCCACCUACGUGACCGCUAAGGAGGCCCAGCACCUGCAGAGCCAGAAAGACUAUAAGAAGGACUAUGAGGAGCACAUGAGGGGGAAAAACCUCUCAGGCUUGGAGGUCACCCCCGCCAUGAUUCAUGUCAGACACGCCACCAAAAUAGCCAGUGAGAAAGAGUACAGGAGGGAUCUAGAGGAGGGAGUGAAGGGUAAAGGGCUAACUGCACUGGAGGAAACUCCGGAGCUUUUGAGAGCAAAGAAUGCCACUCAUAUCCUGUGUGAGAGAGAAUACAAGAAGGCGCUGGAGCAGGAGAUAAAGGGCAAAGGAAUGUUGGCUUUAGCUACAGACACCCCAGACUUUAUGAGAGCCAGGAACGCCACAGAUAUCCUGAGUCAGGCUAAGUACAAGCACACUGCUGAGAUGGACAGAGCCAGCUACACGACUGUCAUCGACACCCCUGACAUCAUCCACGCUCAGCAAAUGAGGAACAUUGUCAGCCAGAAAAAGUACAAAGAAGAAGCUGAGAAGACCAUGUCGCACUACGUACCAGUCCUCGACACCCCAGAGAUGCAGAGGGUCCGUGAGAACCAGAGGAACUUCAGCACUCUUCAGUACCAGACUGACCUAAAAAACAUAAAGGGCAAAGUGUCUACUGUAAAGGACACACCUGAAAUGCUUCGCGUUAAAGAAAAUACAAAGAAUUUCAGCUUGAUAAAAUACAAGGACUCUUUGGGUCGAGGCACAGCAAUACCGGACCUACCAGAGGUGAAGCGGGUCAGAGAAACCCAGAAGCACAUCAGCUCGGUGUUGUAUAAGGACAGUUCAGUCAAGGGAACCCCGGUGGUGUUUACUCCAGAGAUGGAGCGAGUCAAAAGGAACCAAGAAAACAUUAGCUCGGUGCUGUACUCCGACAGCUUCCGUAGGCAGGUGCAGGGCAAGGCCGCCUUCGUUCUGGACACACCUGAGAUGAGGCGCGUCAGGGAGACUCAGAGGAUCAUUUCUGGGGUGAAAUACCACGAAGACUUUGAGAAGAGCAAGGGCAGCUUCACUCCCACAACCUCCGACCCCGUGACGGAGCGUGUGAAGAGAAACACGCAGGACUUCAGUGACAUCAGCUACCGUGGCAUCCAGAGGCGCGUGGUGGAGAUGGAGAGGAGGCGCGCCAUGGAGCACGACCAGGAGACGACCACUGAUCUGCGUGUGUGGCGCACAAACCCCGGCUCUGUGUUUGACUACGACCCUGCUGAGGACAACAUCCAGUCCAGGAGUCUGCACAUGAUGUCAGUACAAGCCCAGCGUCGCAGCAAGGAGCACUCCCGCUCCACCAGUGCAUUGAGCGGCAUGGCUGAUGAGAAGUCCGAGCUGUCCCAGGAUGUUGACCACCACCUGUCCCUCUACAGCAAUGGCUUCAUGACGAGCUCUAUGGGCUACCAGCAGGCUAAAACUGUGGAGGUGCAGCAGAGGUCGUCUUCUGUGGCCACCCAGCAGACUACAGUCUCCUCUGUCCCCUCUCACCCCUCCACCACCGGAAAAACCGUGCGGGCCAUGUACGACUACGCUGCGGCGGACAGCGACGAGGUGUCAUUCAAAGACGGCGAUGUCAUCGUCAACGUGCAGUCCAUCGACGAGGGCUGGAUGUACGGCACCGUGCAGCGCACCGGCAAGACCGGCAUGCUGCCGGCCAACUAUGUGGAAGCAAUUUAAAGACAAAAGCCCGCCCACCGUCCCUCCAGAGUGGGCGAGACCCAUCCACAGGCCCAGCUGACCGCUGUUCCACCAUGUGGCUUAGUGCAAUGUGUAGCAUUUAGUUUCUUGUUGCUGUUUAACGGUUAUUUAAUUGUUUGGUUCUCGUUGGUAAGACUUUAUUAUUCAUACGCUGCUGUUCUGCUACCUGUGGAUGUGAGAAGAUUCAGGACACGACGCAACUCCUUCUAACACAUGGCUACCGUUAACGACUAUUUUAGAUUGUUGAAAUUGUUCCUAGUCUCUAUCGCAUAAAAGACUCACUAACAAGCAGCCACACUCAUUAUUUUGUACAUUCAAGCAAUUUGAUGCCAUAAUUUAAUGUCCAGUAUACUAUACUGAGUAAUUUCUAACGAACUUGGGCUUAAUUUGCCCCAAUUAUCCUUCCAAUGGAGAUUAGGAUGAAUAAAAGACAAGGAGUCAGUUACCACCGACCUGCUCCAUGAUGCAAUCACUCCUGAAGAGUUCAGUGAGACAAACCUCAGUCUUCCUUCCUUUUAAAAGAAGGCUGCUAAUGAAUUAAUGCAACGUGUGUUUUGUUUCUUCAGAUUAUUUAGGUCCUGGCUGAGGCUCGUCCUCUACCUUUAAUCUGUAGCUAAUAAAGCACACAAGCUCCUGCAGAA
Nematolebias whitei (Rio pearlfish) is the source of this 15695-nucleotide messenger RNA. RefSeq names its product nebulin (gene neb). Gene Ontology annotation, biological process: cardiac muscle thin filament assembly. NCBI's taxonomy places the organism in Eukaryota, Metazoa, Chordata, Actinopteri, Cyprinodontiformes, Rivulidae. The transcript is spliced from 112 exons. Gene Ontology annotation, cellular component: Z disc. The coding region runs from base 76 to 15033 and encodes 4985 amino acids. Gene Ontology annotation, molecular function: actin filament binding. The record is from RefSeq and is a predicted model, not a curated record.